Messenger RNA from Dentiscutata erythropus, 377 nucleotides. The record is from the annotation of a GenBank genome assembly. Lineage: Eukaryota; Fungi; Glomeromycota; Glomeromycetes; Diversisporales; Gigasporaceae.
AAUAUAUGAGUUUAGAACCGAUUUAUUCUAAACUUGUCCUUAUUGAUAAACUAUUAAAAGAUUUUCCAGAUAAGUCCGAUCAAAAGAUAAUCGAAGAAUAUAAAAAAACCAUACAAGAUAAAAAUAGACCCAUUACAAAGCAUUCAAGAAAGAAAAAUAGUAAUACUAAUACAUUUUAUCAAAGAAAAGGAAAGCGUAGUCAUAAUAUAAAAUUUGCUAAAAAUUUAUUAACAGCAACACGAAAAUUAGAAAACAAUGAACUAAGAAAAAAUUUUUUUAAUCGGGCAAAAUUUACGAUGUCUAUAUUGACUGAUAAGGACAUUACACCAAUAAUAGAUGAGUUUAAGGAGUUAUUUAAGGAUUUUCAAAAAUUUUAA